This is a messenger RNA of Ambispora leptoticha, 2313 nucleotides long. Lineage: Eukaryota; Fungi; Glomeromycota; Glomeromycetes; Archaeosporales; Ambisporaceae. The record is from the annotation of a GenBank genome assembly.
AUGAAUUUAUCAAAACCUUCUUCUUCGUCUUCGUCUGCUGACGCGCCAGGACUGCUCUAUGCAAGCUUCAAUCAGGACUUUGGGUGCUUUGCCACAGGCUUGGAUGGGGGGUUUCGAAUAUUUAACUGCGAUCCUUUUAAAGAGAAAAUGCGUAGAGACUUCAUGGACGGUGGCAUUUCCAUAAUAGAAAUGUUGUUUCGUUGUAAUUACCUUGCGUUGGUGGGCGGAGGAAAAAAUCCAAAGUAUCCACCGAAUAAAGUCAUUAUUUGGGAUGAUUCGAAAAAUAAAGAUAUUGUUAAUCUGGAAUUUAAAACUGAAAUAAAAAAUGUCAAAUUACGACGAGACAGAAUUGUUGUAGUGCUAUCAAAUAAAGUUCACGUUUUUCAGUUUAGCCCCAGGCCCCAAAAAUUGCACACUUUCGAAACAAUAGACAACGAAAAAGGUCUCGUUGCACUCUCAUCAUCAAAAAAUGGUGCUAUCCUCGCAUUUCCUGGUCGUCAAAAAGGUCAUAUUCAAAUUGUAGAUUUACCCAUGAACAUCGACCUACAACCAGAUCCUUUGUUGGUUUCACCAUCAUCUUCAUAUACAAAUCGUCGAAAUUCAUUCCCGCUGCCUACUGAUUACAAUGAACAUCCUUCACGAUCUGAUCGUAAACAGCGAAAAUCAAGUGCUUCAAAGGUAAAUCCAGAUCCAGAUUCUGCCAGAAGCCCAAAUAUGGUGCCCGUGAGUGUUAGGAUCAUUGCUGCUCACACUGGAAAGUUAAGUUGCAUAGCUGUGAAUGAGGAUGGAUCUAAAUGUGCAAGUGCCAGUGAAAAGGGAACAUUGAUAAGGGUAUUCGAUACAACAACAGGCAAGUUACUGAAUGAACUACGAAGAGGUGUUGAUCGUGCGGAGAUAUAUAGCAUUAGUUUUAGCCCAGACUCCAGACGACUCUGUGUAUCCUCUGAUAAGGGCACUGUGCACAUAUUUAAUCUCGAUCCUACGUUCGGUUAUGGAAAUGAUCAUACUAGUCAUAACAAUGGUGGUGCUUAUUACGGAGAAAUUACAAACAGACAAAUAAGUACCUCUCCUCCCAACAGUGGAAAUCGACAAUCCAGUCUAUCAUUUAUGAAAGACCUAUUGCCAAAAUACUUUUCUUCGGAAUGGUCAUUUGCGCACGUCAAGUUGAAUAAUAAAGAUUGCCGAUGUAUCUGCGGGUUUGGACAAGAGAAUAAUGUUUUUGUGAUUUACGCCGAUGGAAGUUUCUACAAUUUUCAUUUUGAUCCAAGAAAAGGAGCACUCGCGCGGACUCUACCAAACCCACCGUAUGGACUUAGACUACCGGAAAAAUUUGUUGUCUUGGAGAAAAUUUUUAAUGCGUUGCAGAUUAGUUUGAAUACGAAUCUUGGGCAAAAUCGCCUCUGCAUCUAUCACCGAAUGAAAAAUCAGGUCGAGGAAAUUUCUGGAAGAAAUUUCGAUCUAGCACGUUUUGCACAAAUAAUCCACGUUUUCCCUCAAGCUUUUACUGUUGAAGCACAUCGCUAUCUCAAUGAGGAUUCGUUCUUGAUAAAUUUCCCAGGCGCUCAAAAAAUCAUGUUGACUCAACAGUUAAAUGAAAGGAAACGUAAAUUCCAUGAUUUGUUGUUUGAGAUUGUAAAGAAGAAGCACGAGGAAUAUUUGAAAUCGAAAUCAAUAGACCGUCCCACUGAGACUAUCGAUGAAUGGCACGCAGAUUUUGACUUGGAAAGUAUUGAGGACAUUCCUGAAGCCAAACUACCUCAACUUCACAAAUCUCAUUUAUCGCUAAGCUCCCCAAAGAUCCGUCUGAGUAUCAAUAAUAUACAGAGUAACAUUGAUGUUGCAAAACCCGUUGAAACACAAAAAUCAUCGGAGGCAUCAUCGCCCGAGUCUAGGCGAGAAUCUUUGCGAGAACGAAUUCGUGCAAAAGAAAUGAUGAAUAAACAGCGACAAAAUGUUAAAAUAUUAACUCCGGAAGAAAAAAAAAGGCGCUCACAGUUGAGCCGGUUAUCUGACAUAGCACAAACACUCUCAUUCAUCUUUGCAAGCAAGUCAAAAGAAAAGAUGCGGCUAGAGGAGAUAUCCGAAUUUUUAUCCCGCGCAGAUAGUGAUAGAUUGGUAAUGUCAAAAGUUGAGGCUCGUGAGCAUUUAAGAUUAUUAGCGGAAAUUUUGCCGGCCUGGUUUGAAAUUUUCGCUGUUGAAGGCGUUUCAUAUUUAAGAAUCGAGAAUAAAAUUCAAACUUCAACGUUACGUGAAAUUAUAGAACGAAAAGAUAUAUUUGAGAAUAGUAAGAAGCUUCUAAUUUGCAUCUUUUAG